GAGGAAUCUGCCGCAUCCGCCUCUGCCUGCUCUGCCGUUGCUGCCGCCGCAGUCGAAGAUGGCGUCCCGUAAAAAUGGAGUUGACUCCGAAAUGGCCCUUCUUAGCGAAGAACAGCUGGAUGGGAGGCUGUCGCCGGAUCUAUGGCCCGAACCGAUGCCCGGAGUAAUGGAAUUUGCUGCGCUCCUUUCGCCUGCAUAUACAAGGAGCACCAAACCAAAGUGGGCUCUGGAUGAAGACGGUAUGGUCAUGCUACAAGAGCUUGGCAGCUUGACUGCCGCAGCACUGCUUGAAAAAGUGAAAGACCUGCAAAACCUUGCAUACAAGCUGGGCAUUGAGGAAUCUCGUGAAAUGACAAGAGGCCGCUUCCUAGACAUUCUUCGCAAGGAUAAAGAAGAGGAACAAGAGACGCUGGUGUGCAACGAGGACGACAAGUGUUUGGAAUGGCGGUUGUGCAUUGCAUAAGAGUGCCCUGUUGCAAGACACUGUCGGGAUCUGGAGCAGUGCAACCAGAGGACACCAUUAGGCGUAGUGCCUUUUGCCUGUACAAAUGGUUCAUCUAGCCAUUAACAUCCAUCAAUGAGGUUAACUUUACACACCAGGCGUCGAUACUAAUUGUGUAUUAAGUUGACAAGUUGCUAAAUUUGACUGUAGCCCUAUAAAGUUUAUCUUUAAAUGUAACUUAUCGCCAUUUCAUAUCAAGUGAUACAUGUGCUGUGUUUUCAUUGUUCAGCAAAGCAAAUAAUGUGACAUGUGCACACAUGUUUCGUUGUACUCAAUUGUGACUCGGCACAGCUGCCUGGUGGUUAUGGUCUUGUUUCGAUCCUGGCUUCACUGAACCUGGCCACUUUUUGAAAAGUUAAAUGCUCAAAAAAUUACAUAUGUAGAUUUCGGUGUGCAUUAAAGCGUCUCUUAUGUUCAGUGUUGGUUACCAUAUGUCAUUCAGCAGGAAUCAUGCCGGCAAUGUACUGAAUGGCUGAAUGCCC
Molecule: messenger RNA, 984 nt
Organism: Rhipicephalus microplus (southern cattle tick)
Lineage: Eukaryota; Metazoa; Arthropoda; Arachnida; Ixodida; Ixodidae
Product: DREAM core complex component lin-52
Biological process (GO): regulation of DNA-templated transcription
Cellular component (GO): DRM complex
Source: RefSeq, a predicted model, not a curated record